AUGGAGCUCCCCCAGUGGAAGCCUCGCCCACGGUUGCUGUUUCUUGCGGUGGCACUAGUCUGGCCCCAGUGCUGUGUGAGCCUGGAGCUGAUCCCCUACACGCCGCAGAUAACAUCCUGGGACCUGGAAGGGAAGGUCACGGCCACCACGUUCUCCCUGGAGCAGCCGCGUUGUGUGCUGGAUGGGCAUGCCAGUGCUGCUGACAUUGUCUGGCUGGUGGUGGCCUUCAGCAACGCCUCCAGGGACUUCCAGAACCCACAGACAUUGGCUGAGAUACCAGCCUCCCCCAGGCUGCUGACCAAUGGCUACUACAUGACGCUGCCCCUGUCACUGGACCAGCUGCCCUGCGAGGACCCUGUGGGUGGCAGCGGUGCCCCUGUGCUGCGGGUGGGCAAUAACUCUGACUGCCUGGCAGACCUCUACCAGCCGUCCUACUGCAAUGCCCCUCUCCCUGGCCCUGGACCUUACAGGGUGAAGUUCCUUCUUGUGGAUACCAGGGGCUCACCCCAGGCCCAGACCAGGUGGUCCGACCCCAUCAUUCUCCACCAAGGAAAGUCCCCAGCCUCCAUUGACACAUGGCCAGGACAGCGAAGUGGUGACAUGAUCAUCAUCACCUCCAUCCUCUCUUCUCUGGCCGGCCUCCUGCUCCUGGUCUUCUUAGCAGCCUCCACUGUGUGCUUCUCCAGCCUGUGGUGGCCUGAGGAGGCCCUAGAGCAGCUACGGACUGGCUCCUUCAUGGGCAAACGCUACAUGACCCACCACAUUCCACCCAGCGAGGCUUUCACCCUACCUGUGGGCUGUGAACCUGGCCUGCACCCCCUGCCCAGCCUCAGCCCCUAGCCUGGCCUAUGUGGCUGGGGCUGGGGAAGUGGGGGGUGCACACCCACACGCUUCCUCCCCCGUCGCACUCCCUCACCUGCUUGAAAUCCUACAACUGGCAGCCCUGACUGGCUUGCCCAUUUUCCACUCUCCAGGCAACUGAAGUUGCAUAAAGGGGAGUUCGGGGGAGGGCCAUGGCCAAGCUGGACAUCCAGCCGCCACCUCCAUCCCUACCUCUGUUCUGCCUGCUGUCCUAUGAGUGAGGCUGGAGGUAAUGUGGAGAGGCUGCCCUGACCAAAGCUUCCAGGCCCCAGGAGAAGGCCUGCAGUGUCAUUGCUCUGCCCUGUGCAGGAAGCUGAGCUGGGCUCAUUAUGGAGUGAUGAGCCUCCUUCUGUCCUGUCCCAUCUGCCAGUGGCUGGGGCUGCAAUGAAUCCUUUAGAGAGGCACUAGCCCUUAUGAGGCUGGCUGGAAGGUCAGACAGUGUAGAAGCACAUUACGACUAUCUGGCCUCUGAUUUGGGCCACCACUUCUACCCCUCUUGCACAUGUAGAUGGCUCACACACUUAUCCACUCACUUUCAUUCCACACACAUUUGUUGAGCGCCUGCUACCACACACAGUGUUAGACACAGUGCCUCAGGCAGAUCUUGGGGAGCUCACCAGCUGCUCUGGACCUCAAAUAACCACGUGUCAUGUGUGACCUGUUACUGUUGAGGGACUGUCAUGCCCUCAGAUUGUCACCUGCCCUCGGGCUCACACUCCCUCGGACAGUGGGCUCUCUGGGGUACAUGACCACCCCAUCAAAGGGAGUACAGCCUUCAUUCCCCCAGUGUCCGUCUCUACAAAGCCGGUAGUACCCGUCUUGGCCACAUUAGGGCGCCAGUGCACCGCAGCUGUAGCCGCACAGCUCCGCGCAUGCGCAUUUCAGGGCGCUGUUGCCUGGCAGACUAAGACAUGGUGACUUAUUGUCAAAGAGCAGCUGCCACUCAGCGAGGUCUUCUGG
Molecule: messenger RNA, 1821 nt
Organism: Pteropus alecto (black flying fox)
Lineage: Eukaryota; Metazoa; Chordata; Mammalia; Chiroptera; Pteropodidae
Gene: UPK3B
Product: uroplakin 3B
Exons: 6
Coding region: 1-840 (279 amino acids)
Source: RefSeq, a predicted model, not a curated record